Molecule: messenger RNA, 1533 nt
Organism: Cannabis sativa
Lineage: Eukaryota; Viridiplantae; Streptophyta; Magnoliopsida; Rosales; Cannabaceae
Product: zeatin O-glucosyltransferase
Exons: 2
Coding region: 98-1351 (417 amino acids)
Molecular function (GO): UDP-glycosyltransferase activity
Source: RefSeq, a predicted model, not a curated record
CUCUUUCAUUUCACUUUCAAUCAAAUGUUAUAAAGGAAUUACUCUCAAACUAUUAUUUUUAUUUUUCUUUGACAGUUACAGAAACUUUCUGUGAAGAAUGACGUCAUCAAUGGCGAUUUCUUCUUCAUCAUCAUCUUCAGUUGUGGUGUUAAUGGUUCCAUUCCUAGCUCAAAGUCAUCUAGACCAAUCCCUAAAACUCAGCCAUGUCAUUUCUUCAUACAACAUCCCAGUCCACUACGUUAGCUCAACUCUCCAUAUUACCCAACUCAAAUCUCGAUCCUCAAACCCAUCAACCGAAAUCCAUUUCCACAGCUUCGAAAUACCACUUCUCCACCCUCAACCUCAACCCACUGAUCCUCUUCUCCUUCUUGACACCAGAACCAAGAAUUUCCAAGCCCAAAUCCUCAGGAUCCAAGCCUCGACUCACCUCCGAGAACCAAUCGCCGCUCUUCUCAGCUCACUUUCACAAAACUCAAAACGACUCGUCGUUGUUUACGAUGUCUUAAUGAGUUCGGCAGUUCAGGAUGUCGUUUCUCUUCCCAACGCAGAAUGUUACUCCUUUCAUCCCCUCUCUGUGUUUAUGGGUUUAGCCAUUAAUAAAAAACUCAGUAAUAAUCUCCCAAUCCCAAGUCAAGAUAUUCCAUCAAUGGAGUCGUGCUUACCAGAUUUCUCUCGAGAAUUCCUAGCUUCCCAAUUGAAACUUCCGAUAUCAGAUUUCAAAUCUGGGUCUCUUCACAACAGUUGCAGAGCCAUCGAAGGGUCUUCGAUAGAGAUUUUGGAAAACGAAGAAAGAAAGUUAAACCGAAAGAUUAGAGAGAUUGCUAUUGGGUUGGAAGAGAGUGGGGUGAAGUUCAUUUGGGUUUUGAGAGAAGGAGAUAAGUUAGUUGAUUUGGGGAAGAGAUUGAGUCAAGUUCCAGAUGGGUUUGAGGAAAGAAUGAAGGGAAUGGGAAUGGUGGUGAGGGAAUGGGUGCCCCAAGUGAAGAUUUUGGGGCACUCAUCUACAGGUGGGUUUAUGAGUCACUGUGGUUGGAAUUCUUGUAUGGAGAGUAUUGGAAUGGGAGUGCCCUUAUUGACUUGGCCAAUGCAAUCAGACCAACCUUUCAAUGCAUUGUUGAUUACAAAGGUUCUGAAAGUGGGUGUGGCUGUAAUGGAGUGGAGUCAAAGAAAUGAGUUGGUUACUUCUUCCAUGAUUAGCAGAGGUGUGAGGAGAAUAAUGGGUUCAGAUUCAGAAGAAGGAGAUGAGAUAAGGAAGAGGGUUGUGGAAAUGAGUGAAGGUGUUAAACAAUCUGUUGAGGAAGGUGGUGAUUGUCGUAUGGAGUGGGAUUCUUUCAUUGGACAUAUUACCAGAUAGUUGAAGACACUCGUAGCAGAGUUAGAAGUGGUUGGUUGAGUAAGUUAUGUUUGUUAUUCUAUGAAGUUGGUAUUGUUCUGUGUUUUCUUCUCUAAAGUGGUUUAUAUUUAAUAACUAUUUUUACUAAUAAUAUUUAUAUAUUUAUAUAUAAUAUGUAUGAAAUUGAAUGUGAGAUGAUGUAA